Molecule: messenger RNA, 1077 nt
Organism: Arvicanthis niloticus (Nile rat)
Lineage: Eukaryota; Metazoa; Chordata; Mammalia; Rodentia; Muridae
Product: RNA polymerase-associated protein LEO1-like
Biological process (GO): positive regulation of transcription elongation by RNA polymerase II; transcription elongation by RNA polymerase II
Cellular component (GO): Cdc73/Paf1 complex; nucleus
Molecular function (GO): RNA polymerase II C-terminal domain phosphoserine binding
Source: RefSeq, a predicted model, not a curated record
AUGGAUCUGUUUGGAGAUAUAGAUGACAUUUCUUCAGAGAGUGAUGAGGACCAGCGAGCACCUAUUCCAAGACAGCCUGUUACCUGUGCCUGCCAAACGCAGAGUAGUGCAGCUGGAACAUUCGGAGUGCCGCAGAAACAGAAGGUGGAACGCCGUAUCUCUGAAACCAGAGUGAAAAUAAUAGUUCCCAGCAUCAACUCUGACUUGGGAAAUGAAUUGUAUUUUGUUAAACUACCCAGAUUUAUCAAGAUAGAACCCAAACCAUUUGAUCCCCAGCAUUAUGAAGAUGAAUUUGAAGAUGGGGAAGUGCUCUAUGAGGAAGACAAAAUUAGAUUAAAAUUAAAGGUGGAAAAUACUAUACGCUGGAGGAUUUGCCGGGACCAAGAAGGCUCUAAAACUAAAGAAAGCAAUGCUUGGAUAGUCAAGUGGUCAGAUGGAAGCAUGUCCCUGCAUUUAGGCAAAGAAGUGUUUGAUAUCUACAAAGUCCCACUGCAAAACAAUCAAAACCAACUGUUUAUACGGGAAGAUACUGGUCUCCGUGGACAGGCCAUCUUUCAAUCCAGACUUUGCUUUAGACCUCACUUUACAGACAGUGCCACAUACAAAAAGAUGACCCUUUCAUUUGGGAGCAAAAGUUCAAAGACACAGAUUAAAAUCCUGCCGAUGGCUGGCAGUGAUCCUGAGUGGCCACGCCCAGAUUUGAUCAAGAUACAGAAAAAAGAACUGAGGGUAUCUACUCCCCGGAAAGUCCGUCUGCAAAGGAAAAAACAGAGGCAGAAGAACCGGCAGCAUCCAGGUCCAAGUUCCACCGUCCAGAAGCCUGACCAUGAUGUUGAGAAAGAGGAGGAGGUUGAGGGAGAAGACAAGGAAGGCAAGGCCUCCAGCAUGGCUGCUACUGAAAGCUGUCACCAGAGCGCAGCCAAAAAGAAACAAGCCAUGUCUUCUUCAGAUUGCAAUCAGGAGGGACCGGAAAAAGAUAAAGCCAGAGGAUUAUUCAAAGCAAAGAGACUCAGGAGUGACCAAGAAGACAAACCCGCCAGAAGAAGACAAGAAAGAAAGAGGAAGACUGAAAUGUAA